Molecule: messenger RNA, 876 nt
Organism: Juglans microcarpa x Juglans regia
Lineage: Eukaryota; Viridiplantae; Streptophyta; Magnoliopsida; Fagales; Juglandaceae
Exons: 2
Coding region: 130-798 (222 amino acids)
Molecular function (GO): hydrolase activity
Source: RefSeq, a predicted model, not a curated record
AGUCAUCGCUUAUGGCGGUGUUGUCCAACUCCAACCUAACCAACAUUUAACUCCCCUCCUCUCUUUCCCUAACACACGCAGGCAUCACAAAGCCAUUGCUGAUUCCAUCUACUUCUCUUUCCCUGCAAUAUGUCAAACUGUGCUGUAGAGUCUACCACUGUUGAAACCAGUGAUGGAGUCAAGCUCCGGACGAGACUCUUCAAACCGUUGGAAGAAAUUAAGGAUGAAUUGGUGGUUGUUCUUGUUCACCCAUACUCAGUCCUUGGUGGUUGUCAAGGCCUCUUGAAAGGAAUAGCAGCUGGGCUGGCUGAAAAAGGUUACAGAUCGGUGACCUUUGACAUGAGAGGAGCUGGGAAGUCAAGUGGAAGGGCUUCUCUCACUGGGUUUGCGGAAAUCAUUGAUGUUAUUGCUGUCUGCAAGUGGGUCUCUGAGAAUCUCUCCGUUGGCAGGAUUUUGUUGGUAGGCUCUUCUGCAGGAGCACCAAUUUCAGGAUCUGCAGUUGAUCAGAUUGAACAAGUUGUGGGCUAUGUGAGUCUAGGGUACCCUUUUGGUAUGAUUGCCUCAAUUCUUUUCGGGCGACACCAGAACGCCAUCCUGAAGUCCCCAAAGCCUAAACUCUUUGUCAUGGGAACGCGGGAUGGGUUUACUAGCGUGAAGCAGCUGAACAAGAAGUUGAGCUCUGCUGCAGGGCGUGUUGAAACACAUUUGAUAGAAGGGGUAAGCCAUUUCCAAAUGGAAGGGCCUGCUUACGAUGCGCAGAUGGUGAAUCUUAUCCUUGAAUUUGUUGCUUCAUUGUAGUAAUUUGAACCAGUUCUCGGACUUGUGAUUGGGAUUUAUCUCUGUAUUGAAUGUAUAUGCAUGCUGAUCUUUCACCUC